Molecule: messenger RNA, 696 nt
Organism: Sinocyclocheilus rhinocerous
Lineage: Eukaryota; Metazoa; Chordata; Actinopteri; Cypriniformes; Cyprinidae
Product: cytokine receptor-like factor 3
Exons: 4
Coding region: 1-696 (231 amino acids)
Molecular function (GO): protein binding
Source: RefSeq, a predicted model, not a curated record
AUGACUAGCCACCCAUUCAACUUCAACCUUCCACCUUUAUCAACAGGGCUGUACACAGGGGGGGUGGCCCGGUGGCUAGAGCCACUGCCCCUCUGCCCUCCAUCGCCCCAGCUCAUAGAGUUCUAUACUGUUAUCGCUAAAGAUCCACUGAUUCCACUAAUCCGCUCCGUGUUUUCCCGCCCGCAGCAUCACUCACAAUCUGUGGACGAUGACUUCACCCCUCAAGACUACCGCUUGCAGUACCGUCGUGGUAACUCUUCUCAGUAUGAGGAUGCGUACAUUGGAAAAGACACCGAGUUUCUGGUGCUCCAUCUUGACCCGCACAUCGACCACCUGUUUCGUGUGUGUGCCAGAGGAGAGGGCCGAACCGAAUGGAGCCCGUGGAGCAUCCCGCAGACCGGCUACACCACACUAGCACCCCACGAAUGGCUUCCAGGCGUGGAUGGUUACAUUUUAAGCAGUAGGAAGAACAUCGCCAUGCGCAAUGACUCAUCACCUGGUCACGGUGGUGUUCUGUACUCCAACUCCCCCACGUACUUCUGUGGCCAGACCCUCACCUUCAAGAUCACAGCUGCUGGACAGACAGAUAAGCGGGACAGUUUGGGUGUGUGUGCGGACAACAGAACUGACACAGACUCACUGCAGAGGGAUCAGGCUGUCUGCAUCUCCACUAAUGGUACGAGCAGGACAGUAUAG